AUGCUGCUAUUGCCACCACCGCUGCUGCUGUCCCUGCUGUGGGCAGGUGAGUGGGCUUCAGGGAGAGGGGUGGGCAGGGCAGGGGCUGCGGCUGAUCCUCGUUCCCCCGCAGGGUCCCUGGCUCAGGAUGGCAGAUUCUGGCUGGAGGUGCAGGAGUCCGUGGUGGUGCAGGAGGGCCUGUGUGUCCGCGUGUCCUACUCCUUCUACUAUCCCCGGGAAAAAUGGAACAGCUCUGUCCCAGCUCACGGCUACUGGUUCCAGGAAGGGGCCAAUGUGAAUCUGGAUGCCCCAGUGGCCACAAACAACCCCGGUCGUGAGGUGCUGACGGACACCCGGGGCCGAUUCUACCUCCUUGGAGACCCCCGGAACUACAGAUGCUCUCUGGACAUCAGAGAUGCACAGCGGCGGGACACAGGGAAAUACUUCUUUAGGGUGGAGAGAGGGUCUUAUGUGAAAUAUAGUUAUACACAGAACCUACUCUUCCUGCAUGUAACAGGGACUGGGUCUGUUUCUCUCUCCUCUUCAGCUCUGACACAGACACCCGACAUCCAUGUCCAGGGGCCCCUAGAAUCUGGCCGCCCCGGGAAUAUCACCUGUGCAGUGCCAUGGGCCUGUGAGAGGGGGACACCCCACACCUUCUCCUGGAUCGGGGUUGCCCUCACUUCCCUGCACCCCAAGAGCCGCCAUUCCUCAGUGCUCACCCUCACCCUGGGGCCCCAGGACCAUGGCACCAACCUCACCUGUCGAGUGACCUUCCCCGGAGCUGGCGUGAGCACAGAGAGCACCAUCAGGCUCAACGUGUCCUAUGCACCCCAGAAGCCGACCAUCAGAGUGUUCCGGAAAGAAGGCACAGGACCUGAAACUCUGGGCAAAAGCCUAUCUCUCUCAGUCCAGGAGGGCCAGUUCCUACGCCUGGACUGUGUUGCCGACAGCAACCCUCCUGCCAUGAUGAGCUGGACCCGGGGGAGCCUGACCCUGAGCCCCUCAAAUUCCUCGAACCCUGGGGUCCUGGAGCUGCCCCGGGUGGAACUGGGGGACCAUGGGCAAUAUGUCUGCCGAGCUCAGCAUCCGUUGGGCUCCAAGGAAGCAUCUCUGAGCCUCGUUGUGAAAAACGCCCCGCAGCUGCUGGGACCCUCCUGCUCCCAGGAGGAUGAGGGUCUGCACUGCGACUGUUCCUCCCGAGCUCAGCCGCCCCCCUCCCUGCGCUGGAGGCUGGGGGAGGGGCUGCUGGAGGGGAAUUUCAGCAACGCCUCCUUCAAGGUCACCUCCAGCUCGGCUGGGCCCUGGGCCAACAGCUCCCUGAGCCUCCGCGAGGGGCUCAGCUCUGGCCUCAGACUCAGCUGCGAGGCCCUGAACGGCCACGGGGCCCAGAGCGCCACUGUCCUGCUGCUGCCAGGGAGGCCAGCACCCAGGACCGGUGUGGUCUGGGGGGCCGUCGGGGGAUCUGGCGUCACAGCCCUGCUAGCUCUCUGCCUCAUCUUCUUUGUAGUGAAGAUCUACAGGAAGAAGUCAGCGGAGAAGGCAUCAAGCAGAGAUGGCGUCCGUCCAGCGUUGAGUUCCAUCUCUCUGGGUCACCCCAAUGAAUCCUGUUCAGACAGCCCCUCAGACUACCAGACUCCAGCUCCGGCCACCUCCACCUCAGGGAAGGAGCAGGAGCUCCAUUAUGCCACCCUCAAUUUCCAAAGGCUGAGGACCCACAACUUUCAAGACCAGGACACCACCGAGUACUCAGAGAUCAAGAUCUGGAAAUGA
Mesoplodon densirostris (Blainville's beaked whale) is the source of this 1752-nucleotide messenger RNA. Its product is annotated as sialic acid-binding Ig-like lectin 5. The transcript is spliced from 8 exons. The record is from RefSeq and is a predicted model, not a curated record. Lineage: Eukaryota; Metazoa; Chordata; Mammalia; Artiodactyla; Ziphiidae. Gene Ontology annotation, biological process: cell adhesion. Gene Ontology annotation, molecular function: sialic acid binding. The coding region runs from base 1 to 1752 and encodes 583 amino acids. Gene Ontology annotation, cellular component: plasma membrane.